Messenger RNA from Exophiala mesophila, 4906 nucleotides. RefSeq lists its product as uncharacterized. Gene Ontology annotation, molecular function: ATP binding; MAP kinase kinase kinase activity. The transcript has a single exon. NCBI's taxonomy places the organism in Eukaryota, Fungi, Ascomycota, Eurotiomycetes, Chaetothyriales, Herpotrichiellaceae. Gene Ontology annotation, biological process: protein phosphorylation; stress-activated MAPK cascade. The record is from RefSeq and is a predicted model, not a curated record. The coding region runs from base 257 to 4768 and encodes 1503 amino acids. Gene Ontology annotation, cellular component: cytoplasm.
GCGUUUACCGGAUUCUACUUGACUUGGCCUACCUUGUAAAAUUUUCUCUCUUCAGGAGAGUGUUUCCAUCAUUCCAAACUGCAUUAUCAUUCAUCCUGUUGGGAUGAUGAUGAUGCUUAUAUUCACUCGACCGGAAUAUUCAAUUUGAGCAGAUGCUCACAAGGAUGCAACUAACUUAGUCAGCCUAGAGCGAGGGAGGCUCCUGCACGUUUGACUUUUGCUUGGGCUCCGUGGCUCCUUCCUUCUCCAACGCAGAAUGGCUCUCCACGCCGCGACUGCCGCUGGAAAUGCUGGAAAUGCAGGCGCGGGUGCAGCAGGUGCAGCAGGUGCGGGCAGCACCAUCGCACCUGCACAAGGACCUACCGUCGCACCUGCGCCUUCACAUGAUCCCGCCACAUCUGGAGCAACUCUCAUCCAUCACCAGCCAAAACCACAACCACAUCCAAACCUCACUACGGCUUCAACGGAUUCAAACAUCUUGAUCCAGACUCAAUCCCAUCAACCCCAUCAACCCCAUCUUCAAUCCCAUUCUCCAGCCCCGCCUCGAUCCCAGCAACAGCAGGCUCACACCAUCUCCCAGUCACUGCCAACCUUGCCGACUGAUUCCGCUGGUCAGAUCGUCACAAAUUUCCCUCCUUAUCCAGCCCCUCUCCCUGGUCAAAGGAUUGCCAUCCGACACCCCAAACCAGAUAUCGUACGCCUUGAACAAGGCCGUCUCCCUCUAGUCAUGGAGCAUGAGGAGAUGUCGGCCCAUCGCCCUGCUCCCGGCUCCUCCUCAAACUCGGACGAAGAAAUCCCCCAGUCGACUUACACCUAUGCCGUCAAUCCCAAUUACGAUCCCUCUGAUCCCAACGUUACCUAUACCCCGACCUCUUCCAUUUCCGCAUACACCCCAUCCACGGGCUUUUCGUCGGCCCAGAAUUCCUGGAAUACAUACACACCACGACCUAGAGGAGGCAGUGGUAGUACUUCGGCCCCUGCGAUGGACAGAUCUUUUUCCAAUGAUCCCCAAUCUUCCCGUCCCUCCGCUCCGUCACGGACUCCCUCCAACACAUAUGCCCCUCCCAGAAGGCCGCCUCAGUUCCUCUCGUUAAACUCCAGGAAGGCACAUUCAUCCACUGCAGGCAGACCGUCGAGAAGGGAUCCCAAUGCUCAAUAUCGUGCUCAGGAGAAGGCGUAUGUUCAGCGUGUCAGACAACAGCCAUCCGAAUGGCCCGAGAAUGACCCUCGAACUCCCAGUAUUGGCUACAGUACCGAAGAUGACAGCAGUGAUGAGUCCCCCUCUGCCGAGAACCAUUUUGAAGACCCCUACGACCCCGAAACAUUAAUGUUUUUGGGCAACGAAGACAACAUGCAGCCGUCUGAGGAAGAACUGCAAAAUCCACAGAACAGAGAGCGGCUAGAGUGGCACUCAAUGCUCGCUUCUGUCCUCAAGGGUGACGUCGUACGCCAGGAGAAGCAGAGGUUGAUAGGCACUACUGAGCAGAAAAGUCGGGCUGAAAUCGGUACUGAAAUCUGGUUGGGCUCAAGAGCAAAAUACUAUGGCCGCCCUUUGGCAAUGCAGAAGAAGCUGAUUGACGAGGGCCGGUCCAAAGUCAGCCCCAUUGUGGAAAACCUCAUCGCCUUUGAGAUCAAGGGUGAAACCGUCGUGGGAAAAACCGCGCUGGAGCAAGUCCAAGAAGCUGUCGCAAACAUAGAAAAGUGCGAAUGGCUUUAUCCUUCAAGGAAGGCUUUGGCCGCUGCCCAGCCGCGUGCUGCCUCCGAGGACUUUGAAGACAGCUGCAAUGCAAUCGUUGCCUGGUACAACAUCACCCAGUCAAUCAACACCGAGCUCGCCGUUCUUCAGUCUUGGGUCGGCAACCCGGAGAUGGAUUUCACCAAGCAAAAACGUCGAGCCAGCAACGAAGGCGAACUGGCCGAUGAAUCCUGUUUUAUUGACAGAAUCCUCAAGGAAGACGGUCUCAAGUCUCUGCACAGCGAACAGAGCAUGCUGAUGGGCAUCAGCACCGUCAUCACCAAAGCCAAAAAUACUCUGAUCGAGAACGCAGGCUCCUUCUCCGCCCGCCAUCUUCCGCCGUACAUCGAAGAGCUCCUGACCUUGAUCAACUUCCCCUCUCGUCUGAUCGUGGAAAUCAUCCGCAUGCGCUUAUCCUACGCAAAGAAGAUGAAAGAAUCUGCCCAGCAAUCCAUGCUCAUUAUCGACCAGAUGAUUGCCCAAUUCCAGAUUUUGAUGCGCCUAGCAUGCGUCAUCAAGCGAGAAUACGAGACCAUCUACGAGCCCGAACCAGGUUGGGAUCUACCCCCGUGCAUUGACGAAGCCUUUGAUUCCGUCAUCAUUGAAGCCUUGAAGUUCUACUUUAAAAUGCUCAACUGGAAACUUGGUGCCAACAAGAACACUUUCCGUGAAGCCGAAAUUCUCGAACAGGAAUGGGGCUUUUCGAAUGAGAUUGGCCGUCAAUUGGAUGGUGGCGAUAUUGAAGUGGCCGAACAAUUCAGCUCGCUGACUGCCAAAUCCCUCUUUCGCCUGACGGCAUCUUUUGAGCGUGAGUUGCGCACCAAACCAGACGAAAGUGUCCAAGACAUGGAGAAGAGAUACAAGACCAUUUUGGACUCUGUCCGUGUCCGUCAAAGAAAAUUAUUCCGAUUCUCCCGGAUGCUUCGCCAACGCUUCGAAAAUGCCACCGAGUUCAAUCUCGGCAUGGAUCCGAAACAAAUGCAGAAUUUUACCGAAUCACUCUUGUUGAGUGCGCACUUUGUGGUCGACAUGGGCCUCAAUAGUCCCAAAGGCGUCUAUUUCAUUGCGUCUUCGUCACUCUGGGGCAGGCCAAAGGAAAUCCAAUCGAUCCUGGGAACCUCUUUCCACGCCGACGAUGCACCAGAAGAUCCCUCCAACCCAUACAUCCUCGCCAUCCGUCCAGAAAAUGAGUUGGUCUGGGAGGGACAGCGGAUGGAAGUGGACGUUCUCGAAUUGCCAACCGACGUCCGCGUGGGCCGGCUGCGACUGGUGGCUGAUGGUUCAUCUCAACGCUUGCAGAAUGCCCGGAUAGAGUUCAUCAACGCCACCGGGGUGGAGCUGGACGUGGUGAUCGAGCAACGAGCCAAUCUUUCGCGAGUCAACUCGGAACUAGGCAGGAUCAAGAAGACGACGUUUAAAUUGUCAAAUACAAUCAUGGAGAGCGUGGAGGUGAUUCGAUCGCAGAAUGGCGGCAUCGCCAGCCCAGAGCUUGUUCAGUCAUGCUUUGCCUUUGCGACCGAGUUUGGCAAGAGAUCACUCACAUACAUGGACGCCAAUCGACGGAUGAUGAACAAUCUCAAAUUGACCAGACUGGCAUUGGACUGGAUCAGUUUUAUCUGCGAUGAUUGCGACGCCGCCGAUCGAAGGACUUUUAAGUGGGCCGUCAUUGCUCUGGAAUUCGCCAUGGCCAUGACCCGAGGCCGUAACAUUCUCGACAUCAGCGAUGAGGAGUAUACUCGGAUUCGGUCCAAAGUGGCUGGGUGUAUGUCAGUCCUGAUCUCCCAUUUCGAUAUUAUGGGGGCGAGAUCGACAUUGGCGGCGCAACAAGAAAAGUCACGAGUAGAAGCCUUGUCGGGUCCUGGCAAACGAUUGGAUUUUAGCAAACUGCGCAACGACGAUGAUUGCGCACAACAAAUGCGCGAGCAGCGAUUGGCGCAGCUAGAAGAGAUUGAUCAGCAACGAGAAGAGAGGGGAACAUCGAAGACCAACCUUGGACGAGUGUUGGAAGGCUCGAAUGAAGCAGACCGCUCACUGACGUUCCUUUCCUCGUCGGCGACCAAUGUCACCAUGAGAUGGCAACAAGGCCAGUUCGUGGGCGGCGGGACGUUCGGAUCCGUUUAUGCAGCACUCAACCUUGACACCGGAACGUUGAUGGCUGUCAAGGAAAUCCGUCUACAAGAUCCCCAAUUGAUCCCCACGAUCGUGAAGCAGAUCAGUGACGAAAUGGGAGUAUUGGCCGUGCUUGACCACCCGAAUAUCGUGUCUUAUUAUGGCAUCGAGGUUCAUCGCGACAAGGUCUACAUUUUCAUGGAGUACUGCUCUGGUGGGUCGGUGGCAGGGCUCCUUGAGCACGGGCGGAUUGAAGACGAGACGGUCAUCAUGGUUUAUGCACUGCAAAUGCUGGAGGGAUUGGCAUACCUUCACCAAGCGCAUAUUGUGCACCGUGACAUCAAGCCGGAAAAUGUUCUUCUGGACCACAAUGGGGUGAUCAAGUAUGUCGACUUUGGAGCGGCCAAGGUGAUUGCGCGACAAGGACAGACGAUCAUGAACCCCGAGCCGGCACAACGGGCCAAUGCAGAAGCCGCUAAGGGCGGUGCAGGACCACGAGCACCACAGAAGACCAUGACAGGAACUCCCAUGUACAUGUCACCAGAGGUUAUUCGCGGUGAUGGCCCGGCGACGUCGCGAUUUUCAGGGGCGGCUGACAUCUGGUCAUUGGGCUGUGUAAUCCUGGAAAUGGCCACAGGACGCCGACCAUGGUCGACACUGGAUAAUGAAUGGGCCAUCAUGUACAACAUUGCGCAGGGAAAUCCACCUCAACUGCCCAGCGAGGACCAAUUGAGCGAGCAAGGACUGGACUUUUUGAAGCGAUGUUUCGAGCGAGAUCCUGCUAAGCGGAGUUCUGCGGCCGAAUUGUUGCAGCACCCGUGGAUCGUGGAAAUACGACGGAUGGUGGUGGAUGAGCCUGAUCCGCAAACUCCCAAGAGUGAUUACAGCAGCUCUAGUGGAAGCAUGUCAGUAGGGAGCCGAUAGGGACAGCCUCAUUGAAUGAUGGUGGGAGAUUGAUGAACGAGUUUAUUAUAUAGCAUACAUUAGCGACGGAAUAUACAUGAUGUGGGACGAGAGUUGUCGAGCAACAUGCAAAGUAUUAUGUAUUAUAAUGAAUUGGCG